AUGGCUGAAUACAGCAAACCUAUGGGAAAUGAUUUCUGCCAUGGAAUUGGUGACACUCCACUCAUCGAAUUAAAAACUAUAACUAAAGGACUUCCGGCCAGAAUAGCUGUGAAGUUAGAGUAUCUGAAUCCUACUGGCUCUGUUAAAGAUAGACCUGCUCGCAAUAUCGUUCAUGAAGCUGAGAAGAGGGGUGAACUCAUCCCAGGAAAGCAUGUGCUUCUUGAAGGAACAAGUGGAAACACUGGUAUUGCAUUAGCUGCUAUUUCAGCUGCCAAAGGUUAUAAAUGUGUUCUUGUCAUGCCAGCCUCGAUGAGUAUUGAAAGACGUUCACUCCUGAGUGCUUAUGGAGCUCAGCUUGUGUUAACAGAUCCUGCUGAUGGCUUCAAGGGAGUUAUGACUCGCUUAGAAGAACUCACCAGUGUCAUUCCUAAUGUUUUCAGAACUAAUCAAUUCUCAAAUAUGGACAACCCGAAAGCACAUUACAACUCUACCGGUCCAGAAAUUUGGAAGCAAACUGAUGGAAAAGUUGAUAUCGUGUGCUUUGGAGUUGGGACUGGUGGAACUAUCUCUGGAGUUUCCCGUUUCUUGAAAGAGAAAAAUCCAUUGAUUCAGUCAUUCGCUAUUGAGCCCACUGAGUCAGCCGUACUAAGUGGGGGACCUGCAGGAAAGCACAAGAUCCAAGGAAUCGGAGCAGGAUUGAUCCCAGACACUCUUGAUACAACUAUUUAUGAUGGAGUCAUUGCUAUCGCUUCUGAUGAUGCUCUUGCUAUGGCACGAAGAAUUGCAGUUGAAGAAGGAAUUCUUGCAGGAAUAUCUUCAGGAUCUAACGUCCUAGCUGCCAUUGAGCUGGCUAAAAGACCCGGGAACGAAGGAAAACUUAUUGUAACAACUGUGAACAGUAGCGGUGAACGUUAUUUGUCUUCUGAGUUGUAUUCCCAGGUCAAUGAAGAAGCUGCAAAAGCUGAAAUCAUGUCAACUGCAACAUCGAUCGAUAUAGUUAAUAGAUAUCUUGCUCAAGAAUAA
Messenger RNA from Auanema sp. JU1783, 1023 nucleotides. The record is from the annotation of a GenBank genome assembly. NCBI's taxonomy places the organism in Eukaryota, Metazoa, Nematoda, Chromadorea, Rhabditida, Rhabditidae.